CUCAAUUAUCCACGCAGACCGAGUUGAAAGGGCUAUGUGCAGUGUUGACCGCAUUAACUACGUUAUUGACAAGGCAGAUGCCUACCAAGAUUCUCCUCAAGUUAUUGGCCAUGGUGCUACCAUUAGUGCCCCCCACAUGCAUGCUUACGCUACUGAACAUCUACUUCCGUAUCUGCGUCCUGGAGCGCGUGUGCUAGACGUCGGAAGUGGAUCCGGGUACUUGGCUGCUGUCUUCCACCAUCUGGUUUCUUCACCGGAGAAAUCAGGACACGUUGUUGGGAUUGAACACAUUCCGGACCUCGUAGAAUGGUCAGUGCAGAACCUAAAGAAGGAUGGCUUGGCGGAAGCCUUGGACAAUAAGGAGAUCCAGUUAGUAGUUGGAGACGGAAGACUUGGAUACGAACAGGGUGGGCCGUAUGACGCGAUUCACGUUGGCGCCGCAGCUCCAACCCUUCCGGCCAAACUCGUCGAACAGCUGGCGUCCCCUGGUCGGAUGUUCAUUCCUGUGGGCACCUUCGCCCAGCAUAUUUUGCAUGUCGAUAAGGAUGUGAAUGGAAAGGUGACGGAAACGCGGAUUAUGGACGUUCGGUAUGUUCCCUUGACCGAUCGCGCAUCCCAGAGGUGAAUUAUAUCAUAAUGGGUUCUCGAUUCGUCUCGUCCGUGAGAUCGAAUCGUGUAUUACUAGGUUCGGUGAUGUUGAUGAUUUCACAUCUUUUCACAUAUUCUUCUGUAUUUGUAUCAACAAGAAAUUUACUUGACGUGGUCUGCCGGUCCGCCUAAUACUAGUAAUAAUUAAAC
Guyanagaster necrorhizus is the source of this 798-nucleotide messenger RNA. RefSeq names its product protein-L-isoaspartate O-methyltransferase. Gene Ontology annotation, biological process: protein modification process. Bases 35 to 625 code for a protein of 196 amino acids. Gene Ontology annotation, molecular function: protein-L-isoaspartate (D-aspartate) O-methyltransferase activity. The record is from RefSeq and is a predicted model, not a curated record. Lineage: Eukaryota; Fungi; Basidiomycota; Agaricomycetes; Agaricales; Physalacriaceae. The transcript is spliced from 7 exons. Gene Ontology annotation, cellular component: cytoplasm.